UACAAACACGAAAAAUGGUGCAGGGUGUAAAACAAAAAUAGCCUCCAUUUGUAAACCAGGCAACCAUAUUUGAAAUCAGAUCCAAUACAAAAGUAUUUAAGAUGUUUUAAAACAGUCAACACCUAAAGAAAUUUACGUACAAAAUGUUAAUUUUUUUUUCGAGAUGGUCGAGCGACUAGUUCUCGACCACUUAAAACGUAUUGACCCCGAGAUUCAAGCUCGUUGGUGGCGGUGGAUCCUUGAGUGCUGUGCUCACACCACACUUUGUCUGUGGUCUUAGAAUAAAGAGAUACUUGAAACUAGAAAUGACCAAAAAGUAGUAACCAGAGAGUAUAUACGACCAGUGACCAGGCUAUUUACCAGGCGUAACCAGGUCAGGUUGGCUUUCUGUGCCACUCAAAGCAGCAGAAAAUCAGUCUGCGGAUGACCUGAACUGCGCCAUUUUGACGGCAAGGUGAUUGUGAACUAGAUUUGAUUGCAACAUGUCAGAUUUCUUAGAUUCGGAAGCAGAAGAAAGCGAGAAUGAGGAGGAGGAAGAAGAGGAUUAUGCAGUAAAGAAGAAAAAGAAGAAAGGAAAGUCAAAAAGAACUGCAAGUGAUGAAGAGGAAGAUGAAGAUGAAGAUGAUGAAGAAAGACUGCGAGAGGAACUGAAAGACUUGAUUGAUGAUGCACCUAUUGAUGAAAGUGAAGGUGAAGACUCAGAUGGAUCUGCUGGUUCAAAAAAGAGAAAGAAGAGUGAUGAUGAAUUUGAUGACCGGUUAGAAGAAGAUGAUUAUGAUCUCUUGGAAGAAAAUCUUGGUGUUAAAGUAGAAAGAAGAAAAUUUAAAAGAUUGAAGCGCAUUCAAGAUGAGGAGUCUGAAGAAGAGCAGGAAGAACAACAAGAAGAUGAACGUGAUGCAAUUGCCAAUGUGCUUUUUGAGGGCUCGGAUAAUGAAGAAGAAGGAGCGUCAGAGCGCGGUGUGCAGCGAAUGGAGCCAGAGCACAUGGAGGAGGAAGGGGAAGAGGAAUCUGAUGAGGAUGACUUCAUUGUUGAUGAUGAUGGCCAGCCCAUCAAGGAUAAGCGACGCAAGCGAAAGCCCAUCUUCCAUGAUGCUGCCUUGCAGGAGGCUCAGGACAUUUUUGGUGUAGAUUUCGAUUAUGAUGAAUUUGAAAAAUAUGGUGAAGAUGAGUAUGAAGAUGAAGAGGAUGAUGAAUAUAUUGAAGAUGAAGGUGGUGAUAUAGAGCGCCCGCAACGACCAAAAAAGACUGAUCGAAAGAAACCUACUAGAAAAACAAUUUUUGAGAUUUAUGAACCUAGCGAACUUAAGAGAGGUCAUUUUACUGAUCUUGAUAAUGAGAUCAGAAAUACUGACAUUCCUGAGCGUAUGCAACUCCGUGAUUUCCCUGUUACACCAGUGCCAGAGAACUCAGAUGAGUUAGAUGAGGAAGCUGAUUGGAUUUAUAAGCAAGCAUUCUGCAAACCUACUGUCUCGUCACAGGAUGGUUUAGUAACAGAGGCACGUGAGCGAGCACGUAAAGGUCCUCAGACAGUGGGCAAAAUCAAAAAAGCCCUGGACUUUAUGCGUAAUCAACACUUUGAGGUUCCAUUCAUUGCAUUUUACCGUAAAGAAUAUGUGCAGCCAGAAUUGAACAUCAAUGAUCUUUGGCGUGUAUACAAAUUUGAUGAGAAGUGGUGCCAGUUGCGAGCCCGCAAGCAAGCUUUGGUCAAAUUAUUUGAGCGAAUGCGUGAUUAUCAGGCAGAGCAGUUGACAGCCCAACCGGAUCAACCUCUUCCUGAGGACGUGCGUGUGUUACGAGAUGAAGACCUAGAUCGACUGCGAACUGUACAAACACCAGAGGAGCUCAAGGAUAUACACUCCCAUUUCCUGCUGCAUUAUGCACAUGAGAUACCUGCAAUGCAAGAAGCACUGCGUGUAAAGCAGCGGGAAGAAGCCAGACAAGCAAGAAAGAAGCGCCCAGUCAACACGGAGGGCAUUGAGGGUGUUGACGGAGAAAAUGAAGGAGCUGGUGAGGAAGAUGAAGAAGCAGCAGCCGAGGAGGAACCGCCAGAAGAGCCGCCGCCAGAGGGAGAAGUGCUGAAGCAGGCUGUACGUGGAGGUCCUUAUCACAUGUGCCGCAAAGCAGGACUGGCUGGGCUUGCUAAACGCUUUGGCUUGAGUCCUGAGCAGUUUGGAGAGAACUUGCGUGACAACUAUCAGCGCCAUGAAGUGGAACAGGAACCUACAGAACCUGUAGAGGUAGCUCGAGAGUAUAUCAAUAAUAAAUUCACUUCUCCUGAAGAUGUGCUGCGAGCUGUUAAGUUUAUGGUGGCAAUGCAACUUGCCCGAGAGCCCUUGGUACGCCGAUGUGUACGAGAGACUGUGUUUGAGCGAUCCAAGCUCUGUGUGCGGCCUACCAAAAAAGGUGCGAAAGAGAUAGAUGAGAAUCAUCCGUGUUACAGCAUGAAAUAUGUCAAGAACAAGCCAGUACGUGAUCUUACUGGUGAUCAAUACUUGAAGUUAAUUAUAGCUGAACAGGAUAAAUUACUCACAGUUCAGCUUUCAGAUCAGUUGGAUGGAAUAACUAGCAGUUCCUAUAUUGAGGAGGCUAAGCAGUUGUAUUAUAGGGAUGAAUUCAGUAAAAAUGUACAGGAAUGGAAUGCAUUAAGAGUAGAAUGUGUGGAAUUGGCUCUUACCCGACUACUACUCCCUGAGAUUCGCAAGGAAUUACGUCUGGCACUUCUUUCUGAAGCCCGUGAAUCAGUUCUUAAAACAUGCUGUCGUAAAUUAUAUAACUGGUUGAAGGUGGCUCCAUACACUGCCGACUUCGGAGAAGAAGAUGAUGAUGAGUGGGACACAAGCAAAGGCUUGCGAGUAAUGGGUGUAGCUUAUGUGCCAGAUUAUUCGCAAGCAUCCUUUGCUUGCAUGGUGGCACCAGAUGCUGAGUGUACAGAUUAUUUGCGACUGCCUCAUUUACUCAAACGGAAAAAUGCAUUUAGGGAGGAGGAGAAGUUGCAGAAGGAGACUGAUUUGUCUGCUCUUAGAAAUUUCAUUGCCCAGAAGAAACCACAUGUGAUUUGUGUGGGUGGUGAAUCACGGGAAGCUUUAAUGGUGGUUGCUGAUCUUAAAGAAAUAGUGACACAAUUGGGUGAAGAAGAACAGUUUCCUCAAGUUGCUGUGGAAGUGUGUGACAAUGAGCUGGCAAAAGUAUAUGCUAAUUCUCUCAAAGGGGAGAGUGAUUUCCGAGAUUACCCAUUGCUCCUAAGGCAGGCCAUCUCACUGGCACGUCGUCUUCAAGACCCUUUGGUAGAGUUUUCUCAGUUAUGUACUACUGAUGAAGAAAUAUUGUGUUUGCGUUACCAUCCACUCCAGGACCAACUCUCUAGAGAAGAAUUGUUAGAAGCUCUGUAUUUGGAGUUUGUAAACCGUACUAAUGAAGUUGGUGUGGAUGUUAACUUAGCUGUUCAAACCAACUACACUGCCAAUUUAGUGCAGUUUGUUUGUGGCUUGGGCCCACGUAAGGGACAGGCCCUGCUUAAAACUCUAAAACAGAACAACCAUCGACUGGAGAACCGUACACAGCUUGUCACCAAUUGUCAUAUGGGACCAAAGGUGUUCAUCAACUGUGCUGGUUUCAUCAAAAUUGACACUAAUUCUUUGGGAGACAGCACUGAGGCUUAUGUAGAAGUACUGGAUGGCUCUCGUGUUCAUCCAGAGACAUAUGAAUGGGCUCGUAAAAUGGCUGUAGAUGCUUUAGAGUAUGAUGAUGAGGAUGCAAACCCUGCGGGAGCUCUAGAGGAAAUUUUGGAUUCUCCAGAACGCUUGAAAGAUUUGGAUCUUGAUGCCUUUGCUGAGGAACUGGAGCGUCAAGGUUUUGGUAACAAGAGCAUUACUUUGUAUGACAUACGUGCAGAGUUGAAUCAUCGGUAUAAAGAUUUGCGCAGUCCCUUCACAUCUCCAAAUCCAGAGGAACUUUUUGACAUGCUUACUAAAGAAAGCCCUGAGACUUUCUUUAUCGGGAAGAUGGUGUUGGCAACAGUAAUAGGCAUCUCUCAUCGUCGACCCCAAGGAGAUCAGCUGGAUCAAGCAAAUCCUGUGCGCAAUGAUGAAACUGGUCUUUGGCAGUGUCCAUUUUGCCUUAAGAAUGAUUUCCCUGAGCUUUCAGAAGUGUGGAACCACUUUGAUGCGGGUGGUUGUCCUGGACAAGCCACUGGAGUUCGUUUAAGGUUGGACAAUGGCAUUUCAGGUUACAUUCACGUGAAAAACUUGUCAGACAAGCAUGUGACCAAUCCAGAGGAGCGUGUCCAGCGAGGUCAAAUGAUUCAUUGUCGUGUCACCAAAAUUGAUGUUGAACGCUUCUCUGUAGAAUGUACAUCAAAGUCCUCUGAUCUUGCUGACAAGAAUCAUGAGUGGCGUCCACCAAAGGAUCCUUUUUAUGACAAUGAGGCAGAGGAGAGAGAUCUCCAGGUGGAGGAAGAGGCUCGUAAAAUGAAGCAAAGGCAGACAUACAUCAAACGUGUUAUUGUGCACCCAGCCUUCCAAAACAUCUCUUACAAGGAAGCAGAGAAGAUAAUGGAUCAAACAGAGCAAGGAGAAGUUAUUGUGCGACCUUCAAGCAAAGGCGCAGAUCAUUUAACUGUCACCUGGAAAGUUGCUGAUGGAGUAUAUCAACAUAUUGAUGUGCGAGAAGAAGGAAAAGAAAAUGCCUUUAGCCUUGGGCAAUCAUUGUGGAUUGGAAAUGAGGAAUUUGAAGAUCUGGAUGAAAUCAUUGCUCGUCAUGUGAAUCCAAUGGCGGCUCAUGCACGGGACAUUCUUGCCUUCAAAUACUAUCGAGAUCUUACUGGAGUAAAGGAUAAAGCAGAAGAGUUACUCAAGGAAGAAAAGAAGAAAAAUGCUUCCAAAAUCCACUACUUCAUCAGUGCUUGCAAAAAUUAUCCUGGAAAGUUCCUGUUGUCAUACCUGCCUCGCACACGUUGCCGCCAUGAAUUCAUCACAAUUUCGCCGGAGGGAUUCCGCUUCCGACAACAGAUGUUUACUUCUCUGGGACAGUUGUUCCGGUGGUUCAAGGAACACUUCCGGGAUCCAGUUCCUGGCACACCCAGCACACCACGUGGGGCUGUUACAGGAAGAACUCCAUACCAUACAGCUACACCCAGCAUUAAUCUUGCUGCUAUGAACCCUGAGGCCAUUCAGAGGGUAGCCCAGAGCAUGCCCUCCCACAUGCUGCAUAGCCUGUCUCAGGUGGCUAGCCAGACGCCUCACUACCCUCACACCCCAAGUGGUGCAGCUGCUGCAGCUGCUGCAGCUGCUGGCUAUAGUGCCAAUGUGCAUACGUACCCCAACACUCCUUAUACUCCAUCUGGUCAAACUCCAUUCAUGACUCCAUACCACACCCCUCAUACAUCACAAACUCCCCGCUAUGGCCAGCAGACUCCAUCUCAACAACAGCAGACUCAGCAACCAGCCUCACAACAAGGCUUCUUACAUCCAGGAGCAGUGACUCCUGCACAUCGAACUCCACGUGGUGCCCACACCCCUCACACCCCUCAUACCCCGCAUACUCCCCAUGCACCAUAUACAAGGCCAGUACAAGGCAAUGACCCUAUGGACUGGCGUAAAGCGGCGGAGGCCUGGGCAAAAUUGAAAAAUCGAGAACCAGCAGGUACUCCACGCCCCCACAGCACUGGAAGUGGCUCCACUCCACGAUCAGAGGAUGGUCGUCGACUGACUCCGCGUUAUGAUGGUACAGUGGGUGUUGGUGGCAGUGCUCUACCUGGAAAUUAUGGCAGUGCUGGUCCUCGAAGUACUCCCAAUGCAGUGCGUGCUAAUUCUGCUUCAACAGCUUAUGGCGCCUUUCCACCAGGGCGCUCACCACGGGGUAGUACAUCAGGGCGUGAUAGUGUGCGCUCUACUCCGCGCACAAACACAAGCCCUCACUCUAUGGUGGAAAGUUCUGUCAGUGGAGAUGCUACACCACUCUAUGAUGAAAAUUAAAUGUGAUCCUUGCUAAGGGUCUGUCUUGACUCAUGAUGCAAAAUGAUGUGAAAUAUUCUUGCAGAAUUAAGAAUUUCAUAUAAUUAUUUCUGUUCUGCUAUGGUUGAAACAGUAUGUAGCAGGCAGAGGCAAUUGAAUUGUCUCAAUUUUUGUGCUUAACUGCAGAAUAUGUAAGUGCUGGAAGCAAUAUGUUAUAUCACUUCCAAUGGACAGAAAGAUUCAUCCUGACUGAGCAAAUCAUUUUUUUUUUAAUUUCUGGACUUAAUGUUUCAAUUAAAAUCUAAUAUUGCGGUUAGUAUUUAUCUCAUGCAGACAGUAAAAAUGAUGUGCAGUGUUAUCAUUAUUUCAUCAAUUGUUUCUGCAAAUAGCUUUAAAUGUUUUGUCCAUUGGAGUUCUGAAUUAUACAAAUCAACUUUUCUUGCAUUAGCUAAACAAAAGCUAAAAGUGUGUGAAUUAAAUUGAAAAACUAAAAAGAUUUUUCUGUAUUUACCAUUACCUUUCAUUCAUGUGAAAUGAGAAAGGAACAAAGAAUGCCUGAAUUUUUGCAUUCCAAUAUGUUCCAAGAAUGCUUUGUUGAAAGUAUGUGUGUUGUGUUUUAUAAGACUUAUUUGAUCAGAUGUGACAAAUAGUAAAUACAAAAAUGCAGAAGUAAUGUUUCUUUGCAUUAUACUUUGUUGACAAUACUUUUUUCCAUUAAAUGUGAUAUAUAUCUGAAAGAAAUGGUACUGGGUAUUACUAUCUAAUAAGGUACUGUUAUUACUUAAUGGAAUGUGCGUUUGCAAUCAAAUGUCAUUGCAUUGCUAGAGCGGUCAGGGGAUGAUGGCUCUCUCUUGUGACUGAGCCUGCUUCAUAGGCUGAGGUGUUGAAUCUUUGAAGCAAUAAGGUUACAAUUAAGUCUAUUUAUUUGUAAUAAAGCAAAAUAUUGUUCACAAAGAGCACUUAUAUAGAUCAUCAGUCAUCUUGUAAUCUUCACAUUUGUGUUCUUGGGUGUGCAUGCUCAAAACUUGUAAUAUUUCAACUAUUUACAGAGAAUUUAACAUAAUUGUCUUGUUAUGAAUUGUAUUUCAUAGAUAUAUGUGUAUAAAAAUACAACUCUUACUGAGGUUCAUUCAAGUGUUGUGAUUUUUAGUUUCAAAAAGUGUUUCUAAAUUAUAGUUAUUUCAUUUAAGUAAUCUGGAAACAUAAUGUUCUUGGAAGUAUCUCUCCUAUUUAUUUGCAUUCUCUUCAUCAGCAUAUAGAUUGCAAACUUAAUUUUUAAUUAAUGUGAAGAAGUUUGUUAGUUUGAAAUUUGCUACGUAAAAUGUAGCUAAUUAAAACUAAAUUCCAAAAAUACUUUUUCCAAUUUGUAGAUAUAUUUAUCUCCUUUUCAUCUACGUAAUUCAGGUAAUUUCCUAAAUGCUAAAUUUAAGAGUAUUUUCUUUUCAGAAUUUCGUUAAUUAUCAAAUUCUUUGAUGUAUUUUUCCACCUCCCAAAAAUCGACUUGAGCUAGUCUUUUACAACGUGAAGUUGGCUCUCAUCUUGAGAGGGGAUGUCUCUGCAGGGAAGUUCACUGGAGACACCUGGCAACAAAUAAGCAACUGGGAGAGUAGCAGAUGAAGUUGCUGUUGCUUUUGUUGUCUUGGCCAGAGUACUGGAAAAUGAACGCCCGAGAUCUAGAGGGUUCUUCACUAAGUAUCGGCAAUUCAUCUCGGAAAAAGAUACCUUGUCUGUCACUGAUCUUGUGGAUCUCCAUCUCCUUCACAGUUAACACAGCAAAGUGGGGAAGCACAGAGAUCGGAAUCGUGCGUGGAUUUGCCGCACUUUACGGCCAUACACUACUGUUGGAUAUGGCUCAACCUCUGACACUUGAAGAAACGCAGGGGGUUUGGCAC
Molecule: messenger RNA, 7843 nt
Organism: Gryllus bimaculatus (two-spotted cricket)
Lineage: Eukaryota; Metazoa; Arthropoda; Insecta; Orthoptera; Gryllidae
Source: the annotation of a GenBank genome assembly